GGCAGGAAAAGUAAAUUCCAUCCUGCAAAUCGCUCUAACUGAUUCAUUUGUCCUCUGAGAGACGCCACCUACCUGCUCCCAGGUAUUCAGCCACCUGUACACCGAAGUUGAGACUGGUCACAGCUCAGGCGGCCCUAGAAGCUUCUACCACAAGAAAUGAAAACUGGCUGGCGGCUGCUGCUACUUUAAAAGCCCCAAACACCUUUGAACAGGUUUUUCUCUUGGGUGGCCCUUGGAAUAUCUUGACCUGUUCCUGAGGAAAUACUGCUUUCCUGAUCCCCACUCAGUCAUGAACCAACUAGACCUCGCUGAUGAACCAGAUCCCAGCCUUGAGCCCUUGUGCACGGUGUGCGGCCAAAACCACUCCCCAGAAGAAAACCACUUCUACACCUACACGGAAGACGUGGACGACGACCUCAUCUGCCACAUCUGCCUGCAGGCAUUGCUGGACCCUCUGGACACUCCGUGCGGGCACACCUACUGUACCCUGUGUCUCACCAACUUCCUGGUGGAGAAAGACUUCUGCCCGGUGGAUCGCAAGCCUGUGGUUCUGCAGCACUGCAAGAAGUCCAGCAUCCUGGUCAACAAGCUUCUUAACAAGCUCUUGGUCACCUGCCCGUUCCCAGAGCACUGCACCGAGGUGCUACAGCGAUGUGAUCUCCAGCAUCAUUUCCAGACAAGCUGCAAAGGUGCCUCCCACUACGGCUUGACCAAGGACCGGAAAAGGCGCUCGCAAGAUGGCUGCACCGAUGGCUGUGCCAGCCUCACAGCAAUGCCACUCUCCCCAGAAGUUUCUGCAGCCGCCACCAUCUCCUUAAUGACCGACGAGCCUGGCCUAGACAACCCUGCCUACGUGUCCACAGUAGAGGAUGGUGAGCCAGUAACCAACCCCUCAGACUCUGGCCGGAGCAACCGAACCAGGGCACGGCCCUUCGAGCGCUCCACUAUGAGAAGCCGAUCUUUCAAAAAGAUUAACAGAGCUCUGAGUGUUCUUCGAAGGACAAAGAGCGGGAGUACCGUUGCCAGCCACGCUGACCAGGGCAGGGAGAACUCUGAGAAUGCCACUGUCCCUGAAGUCUUCCCAAGGUUGUACCACCUGAUUCCAGAUGGGGAAAUUACAAGCAUCAAAAUCAAUAGAGUGGAUCCCAAUGAAAGCCUCUCCAUUCGGCUUGUGGGAGGCAGUGAAACCCCGUUGGUCCACAUCAUCAUCCAGCAUAUUUACCGUGAUGGAGUGAUUGCCAGAGAUGGACGGCUGCUGCCAGGAGACAUCAUUCUCAAGGUUAAUGGAAUGGACAUCAGCAACGUGCCUCAUAACUAUGCCCUGAGGCUCCUACGGCAGCCCUGCCAAGUGCUGCGGCUCACAGUGCUUCGUGAGCAGAAGUUCCGUAGCAGAGGCAAUGGACAGGCGCUGGACUCCUAUGGACCUCGGGAUGACAGUUUCCAUGUAAUCCUCCACAAAAGCAGCCCCGAGGAGCAGCUCGGCAUAAAGCUGGUGCGCAGGGUGGAUGAACCUGGGGUAUUCAUCUUCAACGUGCUGAAUGGUGGUGUCGCCGACCGACACGGCCAGCUAGAGGAGAAUGAUCGUGUGCUGGCCAUCAAUGGACAUGACCUUCGAUUUGGCAACCCAGAAAGUGCAGCUCAUCUGAUUCAGGCCAGUGAAGGACGUGUUCAUCUCGUCGUGUCCCGCCAGGUUCGACAGCCCAGCCCAGACAUCUUCCAAGAAGCUGGCCGGAUCAGCAACGGCCGGUGGUCGCCAGGCCCAGGGGAGAGGACCAUGGCUUCUAAGCCCCUCCAGCCUGCAGCCACUUGUCACGAGAAGGUUGUUAGUGUCCGCAAAGACCCCAGCGAAUCUCUCGGCAUGACCGUUGGAGGGGGAGCGUCCCACGGGGAAUGGGACUUGCCUAUCUAUGUCAUCAGUGUUGAGCCCGGAGGAGUCAUAAGCAGAGAUGGAAGAAUAAAAACAGGUGACAUUUUAUUGAAUGUGAAUGGGAUUGAGCUCACAGAGGUCAGCCGGACAGAGGCCGUUGCCAUAUUGAAGAGCACAUCUUCCUCAGUGGUACUCAAAGCCUUGGAAGUCAAGGAACAGGAGCCCCAGGAAGACUGCAGCCCAGCAGCCCUGGACUCCAACCACAACGUGACCCCGCCUGGUGACUGGUCCCCAUCCUGGGUCAUGUGGCUGGAAUUACCACAGUACUUAUCUAACUGUAAAGACGUGACACUCCGGAGGAACACAGCAGGAAGUCUGGGCUUCUGCAUUGUAGGAGGUUAUGAAGAAUACAAUGGGAACAAACCUUUUUUUAUCAAGUCCAUUGUUGAAGGAACACCAGCAUACAACGAUGGAAGAAUUAGAUGUGGUGACAUUCUUCUCGCUGUCAACGGCAGGAGUACGUCUGGCAUGAUACACGCUUGCUUGGCAAGGAUGCUCAAGGAACUGAAAGGGAGAAUUACUCUCACUAUUGCUUCCUGGCCUGGGACUUUUUUAUAAAAUCAAUGAUGGAUCUUCAAAAGCAGAAAAAAGAUCAGAUAGGCUAGGUAAAACUGUAUUUAUCUUGUCAAUUUUUAUAUUUAAAGAAUAUAUUGUAAAAAAUGCCAGGAAAAGUAUGAUAUUGUGAAAAGAAGCUACACCUCAGAGAAUGUUUUCAAAAAUAAAAACUGGUAAGUUUUUAUUUAGUGUGGAGGAUUUCUCAUCACUCCAAACCUUUAAGUUUAUAUUUUUCUAUUCAAUAAAAAGCCCAUAAAAAAAUCUAAAAUGGUUUGUAUGACACAAUUCAAAUCAAGUAAAAAUAUGGUGUACGUGGAGUUCAAGAAAGUACAAUACGGGCAUUGAAAUUUAAAAUGAGAAAUAAAUCUUUUCUAAAUGAUA
This is a messenger RNA of Peromyscus maniculatus bairdii (prairie deer mouse), 2863 nucleotides long. The record is from RefSeq and is a predicted model, not a curated record. Lineage: Eukaryota; Metazoa; Chordata; Mammalia; Rodentia; Cricetidae.